Messenger RNA from Fusarium verticillioides 7600, 990 nucleotides. RefSeq lists its product as hypothetical. The transcript is spliced from 2 exons. Gene Ontology annotation, cellular component: cytoplasm. The coding region runs from base 1 to 990 and encodes 329 amino acids. NCBI's taxonomy places the organism in Eukaryota, Fungi, Ascomycota, Sordariomycetes, Hypocreales, Nectriaceae. Gene Ontology annotation, molecular function: protein-arginine deiminase activity; calcium ion binding. The record is from RefSeq and is a predicted model, not a curated record.
AUGAAGUUUCCAACUGCCUUGACGCUAGCGUUAGUCGCAACAUGCGAUGCUCUCAAAGUGACCAUCCUCGCAGAUACCAACCGCGACGGAAAAGUCGACAAGAAAGACCUCGAUGGGAAAUCUUCAUGGACCGCUACUCGAGGCGCCUUGAUCUUGCCGAACAUUGGCGACACUGGCCUUCGUUGUGCUAAGAAAUGGGGACCCAGCGUCGACAUCAUCCCAAGUAAUGAGACUUAUUUGGACUUGUGUAACGAUGCCACAGAUGACAUCCAACGCAACCCAAGAUAUCUUGCGCCGCUCAAAACCCUUCCUAUAUCCGGAUUGAGUCCUUCUGCCAACGGAUCUAUUCAAGUUACCGAUAAAGCAGCCGCUGCAAAAGUCCGUGUCUUCACAAAGAAGAGCAACAAGUGGACCUACGUAUCAGGCGAUUAUGUGUUCUCGGCCAAGGAGCUUUCAUCAGGCCUCGAACUGGGCAUUGAUGCACGCGAUGUCCGACGCCCCAAGGGCUGGGAUGGCAAUGCAAAGAUACAGUUCACAGUCACUGAUGGCAAGAUAAAAGCAACCGACAUUGUCGCUGUGCGAGUUGCCCCUGCCUUGACGCAUCACCACGGGCAGGUGGCUCAGCGCAUCUUCUCUACGGGUGUGAACGAGCCUGGCUCCAAUCCUCAGCAGGAGCAGUUUGUAAAUGAUAUCAAGCGCAACGUCGCCAGUUCCGGUAUCAAAGACCCCAUCUUCUUUUUCGACAACCAAGAUAUUUGGACACAAGACUUUUUUGAACCCGGCUACUGCAGCAUGCCUGGCCCCAAUGGCCCGGUUACUAUCCGAAUUAUGAUCAGAUCAGUCCAGAGCUCUCGUCGAUCUGGUCGCGACGCGUUCCAUGAGCUCCGAAACGACAAGGUUGGCGCAGUACAACAUCCAGGUGACGGCGAUACUAUCGACUCCACUGGAAACCUGGAAACUAUUCCACCCUACAAGUACAAUGAGAAGUAA